Messenger RNA from Dentiscutata erythropus, 669 nucleotides. Lineage: Eukaryota; Fungi; Glomeromycota; Glomeromycetes; Diversisporales; Gigasporaceae. The record is from the annotation of a GenBank genome assembly.
AUGAGUCAAGACGAUUUAAAUUUUAUGACAGCUACACAAUUAUAUGACCUGAGGUUGCACGAACAAAUAAACAAUUUACCAAAUUCGGAUAUUACUUUCGAUGAGGAUGAUAAUGUAGAUCUUAAUCAAGGGGUCAUUAAUAUGGAUCAUAAAAAAAUAACCAAUCAUUCUAUGAGAAGAAGUGCGAUACAAAUACUUACCGAACUUAAUGUAACAACUGAUCGUAUAAUGGCAUUUAGUGGAUACCGUUCAAUAGGAGGAGUUGCUUCAUAUCAAACAUUCACAAACCAAAUAAUGAAUAGCACUGUUUCAAUGAUUAUACCGAAUCAAGAUUCAAAUUCUUCACGAUUACCAUUGAAGUCUCUUCCAGUUAAUCACACUUCACGACCAAUUCGGUCUAAAACUUUUAAGCCAAAACCGUUUAAGCCAUAUGAUGCCUCGAAACCUUUUAUUAGCCCACUCAAAAAUGUUAAAGAGAAUGUCCAAAAGAAGGAUCAAAAGAAUAUUCUAGAGAGUGUUCAAGAGUGUGUUCAGGAGACAACUUCAUCUUUUAAUUCUGAUUCGGUUCAAGAUACAUCUAAUUCUGAUUUAGUUGAAAGUGCGCCUAAAAUUAUUGUUGAAAAUUGCAAUAAUUGCAAUAUUGACAUUAAAGUUUCUUUCAAUAAAUAA